GGGGUAUUGCUCCCCCCGCCCCCCUCGCUCUUCCGGUUGGCUGUUCAUUUUUCGGUCUUUCUCCCUCGUUUUGCUGAGUGCAGGUUCUCUCCAUGGACCACGAUCGCGAUCGCGGCCGCAGCAGCAGCGCGAACCAGGAUCGCGAUCGUGGAGGAGGUGGUUUCUAUGGGGAUCGCCGUCGGGAACCGUCGCGUGAGUACCGUGUUGCGCCGGGAGGGGGCGGGGGGAGCGGGGCAGGUACAGGGGGCGGAGCGGGGAGCCGAGACAGUCACUGGAGUUUGCGUGGGGAGGCGAGUUACUCUACCGCUCCCCACGGGGGCGGCGCGGGCGAGCGCAGCGCCGGCAGAAACUCCGACCAUGGCGGCGACCCCUUCCGCUGCGCUUAUCCCGCCGCCCCACCGCUGAAGAUUCCCGGGGAGAGAUGCAGCACGAGCGGCGGGGGCAGCAGCAGUCGGCUCUCCCUCCCCAACCGAAUCGGCGCGGGCGCGGGGGUGGGGGAACGGGACACUUGUCCAGACAGAAUGGCGGGUGGUGGUGGUGGUGGUCGUGUCCGCGGAGGAGGCGGAGGACUUGCGCCUCCGCCGCCGCCUCCACCUCCGCCGCCGCCGCCGCUUUCCUGCAGCAGCAGCAGCAGCAGCAGCACCAGCGCUCGCUCCCAGUUACCCGAGAGCAGCCAGCGAUGGCGCAGAGCUCCCCCUGGCGCUGGCAUCUUGGGCAGGGGGGAUUAUUCCCCCGCCGCUGCCGCCGCCGCCGCCGCCGCCGCCUCCUCCGCCUCCGCCGCCGCCGGCUGCUACGGCGGCGGGUACGACUUCGAUCGCACGGAUUGCCUCCCUGAUGAGUGUCUAAUUAAGAUCUUCGAGUGCUUGGUGACAUCCGCGGAGGCCAUGGCGUCCAUCUCUCUCGUGUGCCGUCGCUGGCACAAGCUGGCGUCGGAGACCAACACCCGCCUGUGCUUCUCUUGGAGGUCGGAGUUCGUGGAGAAGCGCGCCGAUUUGUGUCUGGACAAGCUGAUCACGCGCAGGUUCCCCUCGCUGACGUGUCUCAUCGUUCAGGAAGAGUGCCCGCCCUCCUGCGGUUCUUCCUGCAGUUCCGGCCACGCGGACCGACCGCUGGGCGCCGGGGUCACCGACCGGUCGGCCAGGCUGAUUGCCACCUGUUUGGGUCGCCGCCUUCGUCAUCUGGAGCUCCACGGCUGCGCCUCCGUCUCCUCGCGCGGCUUAGAGCUGAUGCUCCGCCAUUGCGCGGGGCUGGAGGUCCUGCGCCUGGAGCUGCGCUCGAACAAGAUCGUGCAGUACGCGUCGGGGCGGAGGGAGAUGACGGACAAGCUGGACGACGGGGUGGUGGAGGCGAUCUGCCAGCUGACGAAUCUGACGGAGCUGAGCCUGCUGCACCCGCAGGUGAGCCUGUCGGCGGGGGGAAUCACGGCGGGGAGGCUGUCGGAGAUCCUGCGUCGCAGCGCGAGCUUGCGCCGGCUGAGCGCGGACAUCAACGUGUGGGAUACCGACCUGGACGUGGCGCAGGCCCUCUCCGACGGCUUCCAGCUGCAAGAGCUCUGCUUGUCGGGAUGCAGGCAGUCGCCCUGGCACUCGCUGCCGGCCAUCGGACAGUCGUGCAAGCAGCUGCGCAGCCUGCAUCUGCAAGCCUGCAAGGUCUCCCGCGUGGGCUUGGAGGUGGUUCUGAGGGGCUGCGCCGUGCUGCAGAGCCUCCACGUGGUCCACUGCAUGCGCGCCGAUCGGCGCAACGAGAGCCUGCUCCCCUUCCCCGAGCUCCUCUGCCCCGCCAUCUCCGACCUCAAGCUCGUCUCCUCCGACGCCUUCACCUCCCUGACAGCCAUAGCCACUUCCUGCACGUCGCUUCAGCGCCUCAUCCUGUCCACCAACUGCCACGUGCGCGGCCUGCGCCGGUUCAACGACGGCCUCUGCGUGCUGGCGGGCAACUGCCCCGCGCUGCGGGUGCUAGAGAUCCCCUCCGACCUCUUCGAGAAACACGUGGUCAAGAUCAACGGCCGCGCCUUGCUCGCCUUCAAGGAGAGGUGCCACUCCCUGCUCCAGCUCUCUCUCUCCGGCUGCGUCAUCGACUUCCGCCGCCAUAUCCCUCUCUUCGUCAACCUGCGCAAGCUCGACUUCGGCUUCACCUCCCUCCAGCAUCUCGACAACUGGACCUCAAUGCGCGCCAUCCUGACCGUCAAUCCGGGCCUCUGCCACUUGUGCAUCACGGCCAACGAGGAGAUACUCCAUGUCAUCAGCCGCCACUGCCCCAAAGUGGAGUUCCUGCAGAUCACCUUCAACUGGGGGGAGACGAUCACCGAGGGCAUGCAGCAGGUGGUGGCCAAUUGCCUGAACCUGACCGAGAUCCGGAUCAGAGGGAACGUCGCGAGAUGGUCAGAAGUGAUUGCGGCAUUGGGAGGAAGACCGACUUUGAGGAUACUCUCUCUGCACUCUUUCGUCCCGACCAAGGAGAUCUUCGAGUCCAUAGCCUGCUACUGCACAGGGCUCACGGAAUUGGAAUUCAAGACCCCGUUUUGGGGGAACGUCAGCUUGAGCGCCGUCAUGUUCGAUGACGACACCUUAGGCCUGUUGGCAAGGAGCCUGAAGAGGCUGCAGGUCCUCAGAACUGUCUUCCCGCGCCUCCACUUCCACUCCCCUGCAGCUGACAAGCUCAGGGUUUGGACAGGCCUCUCUAGAAUCAACCCCAGCAUCAAACACCUACCCCUUUGCCCUUAUCCCUAGGUAACAAGUAUCUCAGAAGAUCCUUGUGGAUAUGCAUUGUUUUCAAUUACAUUAUUUAUUUAUGUAAUUAGUAAAUAAUAAAUAAACACACACGCA
Molecule: messenger RNA, 2825 nt
Organism: Chara braunii
Lineage: Eukaryota; Viridiplantae; Streptophyta; Charophyceae; Charales; Characeae
Source: the annotation of a GenBank genome assembly